This is a messenger RNA of Aedes albopictus (Asian tiger mosquito), 1275 nucleotides long. Its product is annotated as sorbitol dehydrogenase-like. The coding region runs from base 102 to 1190 and encodes 362 amino acids. NCBI's taxonomy places the organism in Eukaryota, Metazoa, Arthropoda, Insecta, Diptera, Culicidae. The record is from RefSeq and is a predicted model, not a curated record. Gene Ontology annotation, molecular function: L-iditol 2-dehydrogenase (NAD+) activity; zinc ion binding. The transcript has 2 exons. Gene Ontology annotation, biological process: D-sorbitol catabolic process.
CGAUCAUUAAAUGCAAUUCUGUAUAUAGUCGGCCCUUGAGUCCAGGGGAGUCAUCAUUCUGACUCGAUCGCACUUCGAGAAAGGAAGCAAAAGUUUCAGCAAUGGCGAAAAGAACAAACAUCGGCGCGGUGAUUCAUGGCGUUGACGAUAUGCGGAUGGAGCAAGUCCCGAUACCAACGCCGCGCGAUAACGAAGUCCUGCUGGAGAUCGACUGCGUGGGAAUAUGCGGAUCGGAUGUGCACGUCCUUUCCCACGGUGGAUUCGGCGAGUACGUCCUGAAGAAACCGAUGGUCAUUGGGCACGAGGCGUCCGGUGUGGUGGUCGGUGUCGGGAAGGCCGUUAGGCGUCUCAAAGUAGGUGAUCGAGUCGCGAUUGAGCCGGCCAUCGGCUGCAAGGUGUGCAAACUAUGUAAGGCCGGUCGGUACAACCUCUGCCCGGAUGGAAUCUACAGCGCCACGCCACCGAUCCACGGAUCGCUUCAGAACUACUAUACGCAUCCGGAAGAUUGUUGCUUCAAGUUACCGCCGAAUGUAACGAUGGAGGAGGGAUCGCUAAUGGAACCGCUUGCCGUCGGGGUGCACAGCUGUCGCAUUGCGAAUGUCCAGUUGGGAUCGAGCGUUCUGGUUCUCGGCGCUGGUCCAAUCGGAAUGGUGUCCGUGCUGGUAGCGAAAGCAAUGGGGGCAGGUAAGGUUUGCGUGAUCGACUUGGUCCAAAGUAAGCUGGAUAUUGCCAAGGAGAUUGGAGCGGACUACACGCUGUUGAUCCAGAAGGGUGACAAAGAAGACGACAUCGUCAAGAAGAUCCAUGGCCUCAUGGGAUGUGCCCCGGACAUCUCGAUCGAAUGCACUGGUGCGGAGCCCUGCGUUCGGCUGGCAAUUUUGGCCACGGAAAUCGGAGGUGUCGUUACAUUGGUAGGUAUCGGUAACACCAACAUGAAUCUACCCAUAACGAUCGCGUUGGUUCGGGAGGUCGAGAUACGAUCCGGAUUUAGGUAUGCAAACGCGUAUCCGGCUGCACUGGCCAUGGUGGCGAAUGGAACGAUCGACGCAACCCGGCUUAUCACGCAUCACUUCAACCUGGAGGAUUCGGUGCAAGCGUUCAAAACGGCUCGCCACGGAUUGGAGGGUGCGAUCAAGGUCAUGAUCCACUGUCAACCUCGUAACAAAAAUAACCCAAUGAAAAAGCUGUGAGUCAAGAGGACUGGACUAGCGUAUUAUUAUGUGUAGAAGCUAUUGAUAAGUGAGAGGUAAUAAAGUGGUUGUUGAGUGUCGGAAA